GGUCUUUUUGCAUGGUGCAGCAGCUGCUAUAUUUCUUUUAAAAUUUACCGAUUUUAUAGCUUCUGAUAUUUGGCUGUUUUGACAGUCCUGCCUAUAAAAUGCAAUUGUAUUCUAUGCAUUAAGCCAUUUAAAGUGGGUUAAUUGAUAGUGCGUUUAUUCUACAACAGCGACAUGAAACUGUGAGCCUACACCUGGAACGUAUUUCUUUUUCUGUUAAUAUGUAUUAUAUCCAAUAUAUGCUGCGCAAGGCAUGAAAUGUGCAGUAGUGAAAAUGACAUUAACAAUUUUACAUGCAGUACUGCAACAAAUAUUACGUCAGCUGGAGGCAGCCGCCAACGUUUUCGUCACAGAAAUGGCUGUCUCCUUGUGUGUGGAAUAGUGCGGUGCUGAAGAAACUUUCACCCCAAGUACCAUCUGUAUGACCAUCACGGAGGCUCAGACUGAUGGAAAAUAGAAGACGUGAUGAAAGAUACUGAUUUUAGAAAAAGAGACAACGAUGGCCAAUGGUGUGAUGGUGUUCAGAAUGAUGAUGAGGAGGAGGAGGAGACCCCCAUGAGGCCAAGUUUCUCUGUGGAGGACCUCCUAGAUGAGGUGGAGAAGAUCAGCAGUGUCUCCACGAGUGGCAAGAAGGUGGAGAUGGUGGUGAGGUUGUGGAAAGACGGAUUCACUGUGAAUGAUGAGGAUUUACGCAGCUACUCCUUAGAUGAGAACCAAGAGUUCCUUGAGGCAAUUAAACGAGGGGAACUGCCAUUGGAGCUGGAGGGGAGGGCAGAAGAUGAGGAGCUAGAGGUCAAUGUGGAAGAUAUGAAGGAUGAAAUGUAUGUUCCCAAGAAGAAGACUUUUCUCCCUUUUACUGGCAGAGGCUAUAGAUUAGGCAGCGUGACGCCACGGGUUUUGGCGAGGUCUCGAUCAAUACAUGAGGACUGUGCUGGCCCUCCGUUGCCUGCAGUAGAGCUCGAUGAAGACCUACCCGUAACAUCCCUACAAAUCUGGCUCACAGAUGGCCGGCGGCUGGUGCAGAGAUUUAACCUUUCUCAUCGUAUCAGUGAUGUCCAAGAUUUUGUGGAGAAGGCCCAGAGGACAAGUUCACCGUUCAUCUUAACUACAUCUCUGCCUUGUCGGGAGCUAAAAGACAGUGGUGUGAGUCUGGAGGAGGCGGACCUGAUAAACGCUGUCAUCGUCCAGCGGCCACUGAACACACAGGCACCCUUUGGUCACUCCUGACUGACGCUAAGGGUACACAGGCACCAAUUUGGUCACUCCUGACCAAGGCUAAAAAAAAAAGAACCUCCAAAACAUAUAAACUAUUAGUAUUUGAAAGUGAAACUGCUUAAAAGUCUAUACAUCUACCCUCAUCAGUCCAGUUUGUAAAUAUCAUUAUAACUCUACUGUGACACUCAUUGAAAAAAGACACUGAUAUAAUCCCAUCAGAAUUCCCACCAGUCAACUUAAUUUUUUAUUAUUAUAAAAGAGUGCAAUAAUGAAGAAUUAUUGGUCAUUUGUAAAUGUUCCAUACAGCAUGAACACAACAAAUGUUAUGGACUAUGUAAGUACAGUUCUUAUUGAUGAUGGUCAGUUUCAUUUUCUUUCUGGUGUCUUCUGAUGCAACGCAGCACACACAAGCCACGUCUUUAAUAUCAGUGUUGUAUAAAUAUUCUGGAAAUGAUCUGACUGAAUAAAGAUAAACCCUGAGUACA
Electrophorus electricus (electric eel) is the source of this 1697-nucleotide messenger RNA. It is a transcript of the gene ubxn2a, whose product is annotated as UBX domain protein 2A. Lineage: Eukaryota; Metazoa; Chordata; Actinopteri; Gymnotiformes; Gymnotidae. Gene Ontology annotation, cellular component: nucleus; cytosol. The record is from RefSeq and is a predicted model, not a curated record. Gene Ontology annotation, biological process: proteasome-mediated ubiquitin-dependent protein catabolic process; autophagosome assembly; membrane fusion. Gene Ontology annotation, molecular function: ubiquitin binding.